Messenger RNA from Lucilia cuprina (Australian sheep blowfly), 1150 nucleotides. RefSeq lists its product as uncharacterized. Gene Ontology annotation, molecular function: acyltransferase activity, transferring groups other than amino-acyl groups. The transcript has 3 exons. Bases 101 to 958 code for a protein of 285 amino acids. The record is from RefSeq and is a predicted model, not a curated record. NCBI's taxonomy places the organism in Eukaryota, Metazoa, Arthropoda, Insecta, Diptera, Calliphoridae.
CAAACUAAACAAGUACGUUUGAAAAUCGGAAGUGUGAAAGUAGCGAAUAUUUCGUUGAUUAUUAAUUUCAAACAAAAUUUUAAGAAAUACCUUUAAAAAAAUGAUCGAUCUUUUGGAAUUAAAAGAUCUAAGUGAGUUAGAAAAAUUAAGAGAUUUAUACCGUCGUGAUUGGCCAAACAAUUGUGUGGGUUAUUAUUGUUUGGAUAAUUUUUUAAAAUGGAAAAAGAAAGAUGUACAUUUGAAAAAUCUCAGAAUCUUGACGUCCGCAAAAGAAGAAGGUCUUUACGUGAUUAUAGAUCGUUAUCAGUUGUUUGUAGGUUCUUUGAAUAAAGAAAAUUGUGAUAAUUUAACACAGGCCCUUAAAAGCCUAGAUUGGUCGAAAGGCUUUAAGGUCAGUUCAUUUUUAGAAUGUCACCGAACGGCUGUAUUGAAUACGGUUGAAAGUAAAAAACUUAAUUUAGAAUAUGAUAGUUUGACCUUAAUGUAUUAUCUGCCAAAUGCAGAGGCUAAAAAUUUGGAUUUAAGUUGCCCCAAAGGUUUUAUUAUAAAACCUCUUACUUCUGCAAAAGAUGCUGAGCUGAUUAAUUCCUUGUGGCCGAAUCGUCAUGAAGGUUCUUUAUUUUUAAUUAAACGUUUAAUUGAUUGGAAUAUAAAUAUGGGUAUUUAUGUUGAAACCACAAAUGAACUGGUGGCCUGGUGUUUAAGACUACAAGGAGGUUUCUUGGGAGCUUUACAAGUUAAAGAAGAAUACAAACGUUUAGGCUUAGGAGCCGCAGUAACACGUGCCACUUCCCACCGCAUAGCCGAAGAUGGCGAUGAUGUUAUGGCUUUAGUUAAUAAGGAUAAUAUACCAUCGCGUCGUACUUUUGAAAAGUUAAAUUUUAAAGUAACAGAACAGUGUUAUUGGCUAAGGUCACUUCCCUCUAUAGAAAAUAAUAAUUGGCCCGAAGAUGAAUGAGUUCAAUAUUUAUAUACGAAUUGGCAAAUCUGCCGGGAAAAAACAUAUUUAGUAUUGGUAUCAUGAUAGGCUAUGGCUGAUGAUGUGUAUUAUAUAUCGUUAAUAAAAUCCUGAAAAGUACUUCUUAUAUAUUUUGAACUUUUUUAAUGAAAAUUCUGUAAAAUUUUUACAUAAAUCACAUUAUUUCUCUAG